Centruroides sculpturatus (bark scorpion) is the source of this 9606-nucleotide messenger RNA. RefSeq lists its product as uncharacterized. Gene Ontology annotation, cellular component: membrane. The record is from RefSeq and is a predicted model, not a curated record. Gene Ontology annotation, molecular function: protein binding; transmembrane signaling receptor activity. The coding region runs from base 1423 to 8454 and encodes 2343 amino acids. Lineage: Eukaryota; Metazoa; Arthropoda; Arachnida; Scorpiones; Buthidae. The transcript has 5 exons. Gene Ontology annotation, biological process: toll-like receptor signaling pathway; immune response.
AUGACUAGAAUAGUUUACUUUUCUGUGCUACUUUUUUAUAAUUUAUUCAAAAAUAUACACAAAAUAAACACAUUUAAUAUUUUCAUAUAAAUAUUUCUCAUGUACAGUAUGGUACUUACUCAUAUAGCCUAAUUAAUAUACAGUAGGAUCUUGUUUUACGCGGAACUUUUAUACAUAGAUCUGUGUUUUGACUGAUGACGAAUGAUUAUAUUAAUCCAUUCCUAGCACUACUGAAUCGGCAAACUAUGCUAAAUUGCGUGUAUUUUUGCAAAAAUAUAUGCAAAAAUACAUGCAAUUUGGUGCUCAACAAAGAGGAAAGAGUAUAAAAAAAAAAGAAAUGAACACAAAGUGAAUUAUUUACACUAUGGUUCUUUUAGGUUUCUUCGGAAUAUUUGACUGAUCCUAUUGUAUAUAAAUUAAGUGAAGUCAAGGUAUUAUUAGAAAAACUGAAUAACAAAGAGGUUAUUGUUUUAAGUGUCAGUUCUACUGCCUGAUAUACACAUUCUGUAAACAGUUUUUUUAAGCUGUAAUUGUAAGAGGAACUGCAUCGAUUAAGAAGUGAAAAUAAAAAUUAUUUUUCGAAAGAUAUCAAUUAUAAUUUUAAGCGUCGUUCUAACAAUUCCUCAAAAAAUUAAUAAUUAAGAACAAUGGCAAUCUCAUAUUUAGUCUUGUAUGUUAAAUUGCUUAUUUGCUACUAUAUAACAAACAGGAAAUGGCCAUAACGAGUUGUGAUAAGUUUACUGUAUGUUUAUAAUGCUAGAAUGUGUUGUCAUUUUUUAACAGUCACAACAGAAACGUCUCGCGUUAUGACAUUUUAAUAAUGUCAUUUGAAACAAUGAAACAAUGGCUGUUUCUACAAUGCUUUCUGUUUGUUUUCCUCCCCUCUGAAUAAGCGCUUUCGGACUUUGAACCUAACAUAAACUUACACUCACGUCUAAUUCUUAAAAUAUCAUAAAAUUCAUAUGUUCUUAGUAAAUUUUAAAACAAUUUUGAUAUGUAAGAUUUUUCCCAUCCCUAUUUUUAAUAGGAACGAUUCAGUUCAAUAAUUUUCAACUAAAAAAGAAUUUUGUGUAGAGAAAUGUGUUCCUUUAUUUAAUUCAGAAAAAGGCAGAAGGCAUUAAUUCCAAAUUAUCAAAAAUUCACUACACGAUCCUGUAUGGCUGAUUUUUGAUACCAUUGUUAAAUACCAAUAUUUUUUGACAGCGAAAAGCAUUAACUACAACGUAUUAUGUUCAUUACUGAUCAAAAAAUUUUAAUUUUCAUGAGUUAAUAUAUUCAGUCAAUCGCAGUCAAUGAAUUUGAAUAGGCGCUCGUAUAUCUUCAAGUAUCAUGAAGCCGUUUACUAUGAUCAACACAUAAUGAUUGAUUCAGAGUGAAUUUAAAACAGCAAUUUUUAAUGCCUUUUUGCAUUAAACUAUCCAUAUGUUAUUUACUUCAUUGUUCGUGGUUAUUUCAUUCGUCUCUACAUUGAAGAUCGUUUACGCUGUAAAAACAGAUGAAGAAUACAAUAAAGAUCGAAAAACAUAUGAAUUAGAUUUGAAUAAAUAUUGCAAAGUCUCAUUAAAUUCUAGAAAUCACCUUCGUAUAUUGUGUAAUUUAUAUUAUUACACUGAAACAUUUUUUGAUUUAUUACUCGCUACGAAACACGCUAUAAUAAUCAGAUUGGCAUUUGAAAUGGAAAGCACGGAAGAAGUAGAACAAUUUUAUAAUACAAGUGAAAAUAUUCCUUUGUGGUAUACAAAUUUAACAGUGGAGAAAUUUUCGAUAUUACAAAGUGAAAAGUAUAAUUAUGAAAGCGUAAAGUUGCCAUUAUUGAAUAUAUUAAAUUUAAUAUUUGAAGAUAUGAAACGAGUGAAAAUUAAUUUAAUUUUUAAUGAAAAGAAAUUGAAUGAAAUGGCUCAAGUAAUUUAUUCUUGCAAUGAUACUUUUUCGAAUUUUCAAAAUCUUCUGUAUGAAAUUGAGAAUACAACGUGCAAAUUUAUUGUUAAAACGAACUUUUAUAAUGUUUUUUCUGAUGAUUGGAUUGAAGAAUUUCAAAUUACAGAGGAUAAUAUGAUUUAUUUUAUUAAUGAAAUAAAAAAGAAAUAUUAUCUCGAUAGAGCGACAAUUACAGAAAUGUUAGUAUAUUUUAAAGAAGUGGUUGUGAGCAAAACUGUAUUUUCUCUUAUUGCAAAAUUUAAUGUAAUUAAGUUGGAAUUUCCAGAAAAUGAUAUUCAAUUAAUAAGAAACGGUGAUGUUCCAUUUAUUCCUAAAUUAAAAGUGCUGAAUAUGACGGGAGGUAUAACUAAUUAUAUUGAGAAAGAUGCAUUUGAUAACGUUUCUGAUUUAAAAUUAGUAGAUCUUAGUAAAAAUAAAUUAAAUACAAUACCCGAACCAUUCUAUAAACCACGUUUUGUUAAUCUGACAUAUUUAAAUUUGGAAGAAAAUAAACCUGAUAGUAAAAAGUUUUCUUUACCAACUCGAAUACCGGAAUCGUUACCUUCUAACUUGAAAAUACUUAGACUUUCCAGAAAUCUUAUAAUGGAAUUAGAAAACGGAUCAUUCGCUGCUUUUUCCCAUUUACACUCUCUCUUUCUUGAUCGUUGUAAUUUGACUUCAAUACCUAAAGGAACGUUUAAUAAUUUAAUCUUUCUUUUAUCCCUUGAUUUGGCUGACAACUAUUUAGAAAGUCUACCUGAUGAUGUCUUCGUAAAUUUGCAUUCUCUUCAACAUCUCAAUUUAAGUAACAAUCGUUUUAUGAACAUCCCCGUACAAUCUAUUAGUAUGGCGUUGAAUCUUACAUUUAUAAAUUUUCAAAAUAAUUUUAUUAAAGGUGUUUAUAAUUUUUCUCAUCCCAGUCUACAAUACUUAAAUUUGAAGAACAAUCAGAUCAAGGAAUUAAUUAUUCCUAUAGAAUUUUCCCAGCUGCACAUUCUUGAUCUAUCUUCUAAUCGCAUAAGCUUAUUUUCCAAAGAAAUUAUCGAUAUUUUAUUAAAUAUCGAUUUCGUUAACUUAUCUUCCAAUCCAUUUUAUUGUUCACCCUGCAACCUUUAUUACCUUCAUACGUGGCUGAAUGGCACCAAUUAUAGAGAUUCUGAUCAUUUUAUUUGUUCUCUUCCUACAGAAUUAACCGACAAAAAAGUGAAAGAUCUCAAUUCUAGAUAUGAAGAUUGUUUGGACUUCAUUACAGAUAUGACAAUAACAAUAACAUUAUCCAUUAUGUUUUCUUUAUGUUUCGUAUCAAUAUUAAGUUCCAUUUUAUAUUACUAUCGUUGGUAUCUUCGCUAUUUUUGGUUUCGUUUUAAAAAUAUAUUCUACAAUUGUAGACGAGAAGAAAAAGCAUUGCAAUAUUAUGAAUACGAUGCAUUUGUAGUGUAUUGUGUUACAGAAAGUAAAUGGGUAUACGAACAAUUGGUCCCUCAUCUGGAAUCAGAAGAAUUUGGAUUAAAGCUUUGUGUCCACGAUCGAGAUUUUCUCGCAGGCAGAAAUGUUACCCAAAAUAUUAUUGAUAGUAUUGAUAAAAGUCGUAAAAUAGUAGUGUUAAUAUCUAACUGUUUUAUGAAGAGUGAAUGGUGCAUGCUUGAAAUACAUUUAGCUCAACAUAGGUUAUUUGAGAACAAAAGAGACGAUUUGAUCUUAGUAAAAAUGGAAAAACUUAACAAAGAUCUAAUUAAAAAACCCAUUGUUUAUCUUCUUAAAACUAGAAUAUGUUUAGAGUGGCCUUCUAUGGAAGGUUCGCAAAUUUUCUUUUGGAGAAGACUUAAAACAGUUAUUAAAAUGAAUAUGCUUAUAAUAGUGUGGAUUUUAACUAUUACAUUACAUUCAAAUUAUGCUUGGGAUAUAGAGAGCGAUACUUGUGAUGAAUUAAGUAUAAUUGAUUUAGUACCUCUGUUUGAUUGCAAUUUUACAUUGAAUGAUCGAAAUUAUCUUCAAGUAUCUUGUGGUAUGUUUACUUACGUAGAAAAAAAGACAUCAAAAACCAGUUUUGUAAGAAGUGCAGUAGAAUUAACAUUUGGAUUAGAAAGCGAUCAACCAUUAAAUCAUACGAUGAGAAGGGUUUGUUUAAGAUUGGCAAAUUUAACAAUAAAUAAAUUUCCAGAAUCACCAAACAAAAAAGUAAAUUACAAUACAAAAUUUUCUUUAUUCGACGUCAUGGAAAAUGUACUGAAUGAUAUAAAAGAAAUAAGAAUAUUUAUAAAUUUUAUUCAACGUAGAAUAAUUUCGGUUGGUGAUAUAAUAGGAAAAUGCAAUCCCAAAUUUACAAAUCUUCAGUCAGUUAAGUCAUUAAUGUAUACUUUUAAACGUAAUAAUUGCUACUUAUUAAUUUAUGGUAUUAUAAAAAUGCUUUUUUCUGAUGAUUGGUUUCCAAAACGCCAAGCUUCAAAUGAUGAAAUAUUCGACAUUAUUGAUAAAGAAAGUAAAAUCCUUCUUCUCGAUAAAGCAGAAAUCACAGAUGUGUUUAUGAGAUUUAAUAAUAGAAUGAAUGUAGCGCAAUUAUUUAAGUUUGGUUCAAAACUUAAUGUCAUUAAUUUAGCAUUAAUUGAAAGUAAUAUUCAAAGCAUUGAAAAUAAUACAAUAGCAUUUACUAUGCCUAAAUUGGAAUUAUUAAACAUGACUGGAAGCAAAAUUAAUUUUAUUGAUGUCGAUGCAUUAGACAAUCUUCCAGCUUUAAGAGUUGCAGAUUUUAGUAAAUGUAAAUUACAAACUAUCCCAAAACCAUUUUAUAAAUCACGAUUUGUUAAUUUGACAUAUUUAAAUUUAGAAGAAAAUGUACCCAUUGAUGGUAAUUUUAUCUUGUCUUCUAUGCCAUCAUAUUCAUCCAACCUAAAAAUACUUAUACUCUCCAAAAUAUCUAUAACUCAUUUAAGUGAAGAAUCAUUUGAUGCUUUCAUUCAUUUGCAAUUUCUUUAUCUAGAUAGAUGCAAACUCAGUUCUCUACCCGAUAGAAUAUUUGCCAAUUUAACUUCUCUUAUAUUUCUUGAUUUAUCUGGCAAUUAUUUAGAAAACCUUUCUGAUGACCUUUUCUUCUCUUUGCAGUCUCUUCGGUAUCUUAAUUUAAGUAGAAAUCGUUUACAAUAUAUACCCGAACGAACUAUUAAUUUGGCAAAUAAUCUUAUUACUUUAAAUCUUGAAGACAAUAUUAUAAAUUCUUUGUCAAACUUUUCUCAUUCCAAUCUUAAAUAUUUAAAUUUGAGAAAAAAUCGAAUUAAUAAUGUUAUUGGUGAUAUAAACUCUUUAAAUUUCUCUUCCUUGCACAGUCUUGAUUUAUCAUCUAAUACUCUGAGUUACAUCUCUAAAGAAAUGAUUGAUAAUUUUCUAAACAUUGAAUUUGUUAAUUUAUCAUCUAAUCCAUUUAACUGUUCACCUUGCAAUCUUUACUAUCUGCAGAUGUGGUUGAAAGCUAUCGAUUAUAGAGAUUCAGAUCUUUUUAUUUGUUCUAUUCCUGCAGAACAAUAUCGAAAGAAAGUGAUUAGCAUUAAUUCUAAGUAUGAAGAUUGUUUAGACUCAAAUGUUAAUGUAAUUACUAACAUUGUGAUUUCUAUAAUUUGUGUUUUAUGUAUUAUGACAUUAAUUGUGUUCUUUAUUUAUUACCAUCGUUGGUACAUUCGUUACUUACUAUUUCGUGUAAGGUCAGCUAUUUGGAACUAUAAGCAACAACGUGAAGCUUCUUGUCAGUACAAAUACGAUGCCUUUGUAUCGUAUUCUGAUGCAGAAACGAAAUGGGUAGCGAAUGAAUUGGUACCUAAAAUGGAAUCUGAAGAAUCUGGAUUAAAAUUGUGCAUGCACCAACGUGAUUUUGUUGCUGGAAAAGAUAUCGUUCAAAAUAUUACUGAGAAAAUAGAAGAGAGUCGUAAAGUAGUAAUUCUUUUAUCGAACAAUUUCCUGAAGAGCGAUUGGUGUAUGAUGGAAUUGUAUUUGGCUCACGAUAAGUUAUUCGACGAAAAUAGAGAUGCGUUAAUUUUAGUCAAAAUUGAAGAAUUAAAGAAGAUUUUAAUUCCUCGUAGACUUCAAUAUUAUUUAAAGACAAGAACUUAUUUGUUAUGGCCAACUGAAGAAAAUGCUCGAUUAUUAUUCUGGAACCGGUUGACGGAUGCUAUCAAAAAACAUAGCAAUGAGAAUAAAAAAAACAAUAUGUUAAUCAUUACUUUGCUCCUGGUUGUGACAAUUUGCCCAACUAAUUCUUGGGAUGUAACCAACGAUACCUGCGAGGAUGUAAAAAUUCAUAAAUUAAUAUUUAUGCCAGAUUGCAAACUUUCUAUGAAUAGCCAAAAGCUUCAAGCAAGUUGUGACAUGUAUUGUUAUAUAGAAAGUUUCUCACCUUACGUUGGGCUUAAACGAUACGCAAUUGAAAUGACAAUAGGAAUGGAAAGCGAUAAUUUUAUUUAUAGUUUCGACGAAAGAAUUUGUUUACGGCUUGCAAACCUGACGAUAAGGAAAUUUCGACUUUCUCCACAUCAAAAGAAUAAUUACGGUUUAAGAUUCACACUGAUGUCUCCAUUAUCAUCCACAUUGGCGAGUAUCAUAAAAGGCAAAGCUCAUAUCAAUUUUAAUAAACGUUCCAUGGUUGGAAUCGCUGCAACUCGAGAUAAAUGCAAUGUGACUUCACCAAAUUUUGACUUUAUGGCCAUUGAUGAACAUCGAAACGCAUCGUGUAAAUUAACUAUUCUAGGUAUUUAUGAAAUGCUGGUCACCGUACCAAGGAUUAAAAAGUUUCCUCAAUCAAAACAAGAAAUAAUAAUGGUCUAUAAACAGUUUGAUCAGAUUUAUUUCCUUCACGAAGCAACAAUUUCAGAAUUCUCUUUAUAUUUAACGCAAGAUAUUAAUUCAGUGAAAAUGUUUUCUAUAGUUCCAAAUGUUAAUUUCCUUAAAUUAGAACUUCCAGAAAAUCAUUUCGAUAUCAUUCGAAAUGACGAUUUUUCAUUUACUCCUACGAUGGAAGUAUUAAACAUGACGAGAAGUACAAUAUAUUUAAUAGAGGAAAACGCCUUUGACAACCUUCCAGGUUUAAGGAUUGUGGAUUUUAGCAGAAAUCGAUUACAGUCAAUUCCCGAACCUUUUUAUAAAUCACAAUUCGUUAAUCUGACGUAUUUGAAUUUAGAAGCUAAUAAACCUUUAAACAAAAUGUUUUCUUUGCCAGCGCGAUCCGACUCGGCCCAGUCUAACCUUAAGAUACUCAUACUUUCGAAAACGUCUAUAACACACUUGGAAAGAGGAUCCUUCGCAUCUUUUUCUCAUCUGCGUUAUCUUUAUCUUAGUGAAUGCCAUCUCGCAUCCAUACCCGAAGGCACGUUUCUUAACUUGACUUCUCUCGUAUCGCUCGAUUUAUCACGAAAUCGUUUAGAAAUGAUUGCAGACGAUAUCUUUGUAGAUCUUUAUUCUCUUCAAUAUCUAAAUUUGAGUAGUAAUCGUUUCUAUUUCGUUCCGCAAUCUUCUAUUAAUUUUGUUUCCAAUCUAACGUUUUUGAAUCUGGAAAGCAAUGCCGUAAAAUAUCUAUCUAAUUUUUCGCAUUUCAAUCUACGAUAUUUAAACGUGAGAAACAAUCGUAUCAAAGAGUUUACUAAUGAGUCAAUCGAUUUGCCAUUGUUAAAAAAUCUCGAUAUUUCUUCCAAUCUCAUAAGUAAUUUUUCUAAAGAAUUUUUAGAAAUUUUACAAAUCAUUAAAUUUGUUAAUUUAUCAUCGAAUCCGUUCAAUUGCUCUCCGUGCAAUCUUUACUAUUUGCACGUGUGGUUAAAUGCCACCGAUUAUAGAGAUUCUGACAAUUUUAUUUGCUUUCUUCCGGAGAAAGUUUCGAAUGAAAAAGUAAUAAAUCUUCCAUCGAGAUAUGAAGAUUGUUUACGUUUAGUCACCGAUGAAACAAUAACAAUUGUAAUAUCUUCGUGCAGUACGAUCUUCGUUAUCUUAUUAAUUGCAUCGAUGAUAUAUUAUUAUCGCUGGAGUAUUCGUUAUUUGCUGUUUCAUUUACGAUCGAAAAUUUGGUAUUUUAAACAAGAAAAACUAGCUUGUCGUCAAUACAAGUACGAUGCUUUUAUAUCGUUUUGCGACGAGGAAACGGAAUGGGUAGCCAAUGAAUUAGUUCCUAAAUUAGAAUCUGAAGAAUCGGGAUUAAAACUGUGCAUCCGACUUCGCGAUUUUAUCCUCGGAGAGGAAAUCCAUCAAAAUAUUAUCGAUAAAAUAGAAGAGAGUCGUAAAGUUGUGAUUCUAUUAUCGGACAAUUUUCUGAAGGACAAUUGGCGUAUGACGGAACUAUACUUGGCUCACGACAAGUUAUUCGAAGAAAAUAGAGAUGCUUUAAUUUUAGUUAAAAUGGAAGAAUUACAAAAAGUGUUAAUACCUCGAAAACUUCGUUAUUUGUUAAAAACAAGGACUUAUUUGUUAAGGGCAACUGAAGAAGAUGCUCAGUUAUUAUUCUGGAGUAGAUUGAAAGAAGCCAUUACGAAAUACAAUAAUCCGAAUAAAAUGAAAGAACUUGUUUAAAACUUUAAAUGUAAUUUACGUUUAUGCUCUUUAUAAUUUUCGAGGGUAUAUUUAAUGACUUAGAUAAAAAUAUUUGUAAUAUUUAAAAUGUGUUGAUUUAUUAUACACUUUAUAACUCGUUUCUUUAUAUGUUUUUAUUAAUAUGUUCAUCAGAAAAAUGGCAAUGUUAGCGGCUAUAAUUGCAACGUGUUCUUGAAACGAUUGUGCUGUUUUGACUGACGUAAAUAAAUAUUAAAGAACUUGCAUUAAUCUUUUAAAAUUAACUGCAGUUAGGUGAACAUAAUUUUUAAAUGCUUCUCUUGUAAAAUUAACUUUUUUUUUUUUUUUUUUAAUUUUGUCACUAUCAAAGUAAAACAGCAAUAUGAACAUUGUCGAAUUAUGAAGAUUGUUGAAUUAUUAGAAGGAAAGGGAAUUCAAUGAUUUAAUCAUUAUGAAAGAAAAUGUUUGUCUGCUUGCAUGAUAUUAGUAUUGUACAUUGUAUUAAUAAAAAAUAUACAUGGACUAUAUGUUACAGUAUUUAGAUUUCUCAAAUUAACUGUUAAUCUUUUAUAAUGUUCAAUUGUCUUUUGCUAUAUUGUGUGCCGAGCGCUCUACCGGUAAUUAAUGUUGCAAAGUCAGAGGAUUCCCAUUAAAUUUAAUGGAAAUGCGACUGUAGGAAAAUUUAUUUGAGUGGUAUAGUAUUUUCGGAGGAGAAUUUCUUUUUUAUUUAUCAAUAUUUAUACAGUAUUGACCUUUGAGCCGCCUAAAAUGACGAACUUAACAAUCUUUAAUAUCGUACCACGUUUAGUAAUAACGUGUUUAGAUUUAGUGGGAACUGAAGUUUGAAGUUGUGGGAAGCUUAUCUAAGACUCGGUAACAGUGCCGUCAAUACCCAAAAGCUGUUUAGUAUCACGUUUCUGAACGUUUCGAAAUGCAACCGGCUGUAUUACAGAGAUUGUACUAUACAUUAAUUAUAGGACCAUCGAGAGGGUGAACUGGGAGUCUUCUUCCGGCUCAGAGAAAACUUAGAAAACCGUGAUAUCUGCCUCUAUAAAUUAAUAUUACUUUUACUAACAAAAAAUAAAAUCUUUAAACUGCUUUUUAUUAGCAAACAUUCUGCAAACUUCUAUUCCGUUUGUUCAAAAAAAGACACGGCAGAAGGGCUUGCACUAC